AUGCAGAUUUUUGUGAAAACUCUAACUGGGAAGAAAAUCACCCUUGAGGUCGAGAGCUCUGAUACUAUUCACAAUGUCAAGGCUAAGAUUCAAGAUAAGGAAGGCAUUCCACCAGACCAGCAACAUUUGAUUUUUGCUGGUAAACAGUUGGAAGAUGGAAGAACUUUAGCUGACUACAACAUCCAUAAAGAGUCUACUCUUCAUCUUGUUCUACGUCUUCGGGGUGGUAUGCAGAUCUUUGUAAAGACCUUGACUGGGAAAACUAUCACUUUGGAGGUGGAGAGCUCUGACACUAUUGACAACGUGAAAGCCAAGGUCCAGGACAAAGAGGGCAUUCCUCCAUAUCAGCAAAGGUUGAUUUUUGCUGGAAUGCAGCUCGAGGAUGGUCGUACACUCGCCGACUAUAACAUUCAGAAGGAGUCUACUCUUCACCUUGUCCUUCGUCUCCGAGGUGGCAAUCAUUAG
Molecule: messenger RNA, 465 nt
Organism: Papaver somniferum (opium poppy)
Lineage: Eukaryota; Viridiplantae; Streptophyta; Magnoliopsida; Ranunculales; Papaveraceae
Product: polyubiquitin-like
Exons: 2
Coding region: 1-465 (154 amino acids)
Biological process (GO): modification-dependent protein catabolic process; protein ubiquitination
Cellular component (GO): nucleus; cytoplasm
Molecular function (GO): protein tag activity; ubiquitin protein ligase binding
Source: RefSeq, a predicted model, not a curated record